Messenger RNA from Puntigrus tetrazona (Sumatra barb), 1487 nucleotides. It is a transcript of the gene chmp1b, whose product is annotated as chromatin modifying protein 1B. The transcript is spliced from 7 exons. Gene Ontology annotation, cellular component: multivesicular body; ESCRT III complex. NCBI's taxonomy places the organism in Eukaryota, Metazoa, Chordata, Actinopteri, Cypriniformes, Cyprinidae. Gene Ontology annotation, biological process: protein transport; endosome transport via multivesicular body sorting pathway; late endosome to vacuole transport. Bases 171 to 770 code for a protein of 199 amino acids. The record is from RefSeq and is a predicted model, not a curated record.
UCCAGUUGUUUGGAGAAGCCGGAAGUGAAUACAGGAAAAUUGCAACAAACAGAGCGGGGAGCAGUUAGUGAUCUACGCGAAGAGCUUGGCGAAGACUUGACUGAAAACUACUGCCGUCUAAUCGUUACAUUUCUUCAAGAAGCAGCAGCCAGCAGCCGAACCGGUUUGUUAUGCCUAACAUGGAAAAGAAUUUGUUUAACCUCAAGUUUGCAGCCAAAGAACUUCAGCGUAGCUCCAAGAAAUGCGACAAAGAAGAGAAAGCAGAGAAGGCCAAGGUCAAGAAGGCAAUCCAGAAGGGCAAUAUGGAGGUUGCCCGGAUACAUGCUGAAAAUGCCAUUCGCCAGAAGAACCAAUCAGUGAACUUCCUCAGAAUGAGCGCAAGAGUGGAUGCGGUUGCCGCACGAGUACAGACAGCAGUCACCAUGAACCAGGUCACCAAAUCUAUGGCUGGGGUGGUGAAGGGAAUGGAUGCAACUCUGAAGAGCAUGAACCUUGAGAAGAUUUCCGCUCUAAUGGAUAAAUUUGAGCGUCAAUUUGAAACUCUGGACGUACAGACGGCUCAGAUGGAAGACACAAUGAGCAGCACCACAACACUCACUACACCACAGGGUCAAGUUGAUUCUCUGAUGAUGGAAAUGGCGGAUGAGGCCGGGCUGGACCUCAACAUGGAGCUUCCUCAAGGUCAGACAGGAUCAGUGGGAACCAGUGUAGCAUCUGCAGAACAGGAUGAGCUCUCUCAGAGACUGGCCAAACUCAGAGACCAGGUUUAAGGAGAACUGGGUGUGUGCGUAUGUGUGUGAAAGAGAGAGAUUGUGUAUAUGCAAGUUUGUAAGAAACAUAUCCCCCGUUUACUGACCCCUGGAAAUAUUGGCCUCAUUGUUUAUUUGUUUAGUUUAGUUUUCUUUUUAUGCUGUUGAGGAUGGGUGUGCAGCUUUCAUUAUCCACAUUAACACGCAGGAAACACAAUUAGUCAAAAUGUAAAGGCAAAUAUUACAUGGGAACACUGCUGACGUAAUUUUGUGGCCCUGCUCAGUAAUAACUGAAUUAAAGAUUUAUUAGACAUUUCUUUGUAAGAGUGCAUUCAUGUUUUAUUACCAGCUUGUCUUUCGUAUAGCUUUUAUGCCAGUGUAGCUAUAUUAACCUACACCAGCGUUGAUAUCAGACAAAGGUUGAGUGAAAUUGUGACUUCUGUUUCUUCCUGCUGCACACAUGGUUUGCCUCUGCUUCGAUGGAUUGUGGGAAUAUCUAACUUUAAAUGCAUGUGAUCAAGGUGAUGAUUUGAAUAAAGUCUCAUCAUUUUGUCCAAAGCAGUAAAAUCCCCAGUUUAUCAGAUUAUUUAUGUCUUAUGUCUUUAGAGAAAUACUGAUCUUUAUGUUCAUUUAAUUUAUUUUGGUUCAUCCAAAAUGUAAAAAAAAAUGCUUGUCAAAUGAUCAGCUGGCAACAUAUAUAUGUUUGUGUGUAUAUAAAUAAACAUUUUGCAAAUUCUG